Ectocarpus sp. CCAP 1310/34 is the source of this 3780-nucleotide messenger RNA. Lineage: Eukaryota; Phaeophyceae; Ectocarpales; Ectocarpaceae. The record is from the annotation of a GenBank genome assembly.
AUGUCAAUGUAUCCACAAUAUUUGCGCGGGCGCAAAGCGCUGCCGCUGGUGGCUAGAGCCAUCAACAGCCGUACUAGACUGGUGGCACCGGCAGCUGCAUCAGACCGUUACGGGGAAGCGAGGAGCUCCAGCGGAAGCUCGGCAGGACUAGGACUGGGGUUAGGUUUUGCCCUGACCCUUGCCGCGUGGGAUGACCGAAGUACCUGCGACGGAGAGAAAAUCGUCUGGGUGGAUGCUCACGGAAAGAAGGUGGCGGUUCACCAAAAAGAACGACCGCAUUCCCCCGAAGAGGCCGGCCGAUCAGACCUCUCCAAGCCGAACAGGUACUUUCCGUACGUGAUUCUGGGGUGCGGGGUGGCAGGAAGAGCCGCCCUCGCCGCCCUCCUAGAGCGUGACCCGUUGGCCAAGGUGCUGGUGGUGGAUGCUCGUGAGGACGCAAGCCUAAACGCUCCCAACUUUCGUACGGACAGCGGAGGUGGCGGUGGCGGCAUACCAUCAGCGUGGAUGUCGAGGAGGGAAACCGCCGCUCCUUCUUCGGCGGGAGCAGGGGUUGAGUUCGCAGUAGGGGCGAGGGCGAUCGCCCUCAACGCCGACCUUGGGCAGGUGAUACUCUCGUCGCCACGGCCGCCGCCUCUGGCUUCUACGGCCGCCGAGCUUUCAGAGAAGGGGGUCCCUAGUCACAACAGCACCAGAGACACACAAGAGUCCGUACCAAAUUCAGCCGGCGAGAGCGGCAACGUCCAGGCAGCAGUGGCAUCGUCGCGAAAGCAGGAAGUUGUGGCGUUCGGGCGUUGCCUGGUGGCGCUGGGGUCGAGGCCCAGACCACCACCCCCGGGGUUCAUCGAGCCCGCAGCGAGGGAGCACGUGACGUUGCUGGGGUCGAGAGAAGGGGCGGGAAGGGAGGAGUUGAAGAGAGAGGUGGCUGCUGGGCGGGCUGUGACCAUCGUGGGGUCCUCCUGGCAGGCUUUGGAGCUGGCGUGCUGGAUCCAGGAAGGGCGAAGCGGUGCUGGUGCUGGUGCUGCGGCGGCAGACAACGGGUCCGGGAGAGGUGCGGGAACCUGCCGCAUGGUGUUCUCCGACUACGCUCCCCUCGACCACAUCCUCCCCCGUUACCUCUCGGUUGCCCUCCUGCGCCGCUUAAACCGAAAGCACAUAAAGACCGUGGGACACAGCUCGUUGCGGUGGGUGGGAUCCGCGAACCAGCGAGCUUUCACUCCGCCGCUACCUCCACCGUCGGAGCUAGAUUCCGGAACCUUGGCGAUGGACAGGGGCCCCGCAGAUGAGGUAGACGGUGAGGUUCCCGCUGCGGGACCGGGACCUGUCGUGUUACCACGGACUUUGUCCACCACAGGAGCAAGCACACACGAAGUAUCAGCAGCAAAGGGGGAAGGGAGCUCGUCUCAGAAGCAGCAGCAGCGAAGGCAGCGGCGGCUGCAGGUGAUGACCGCGCACUCGUUCGACCACCUCGACACGGCCACCCACUCCACGGACACGGUCGUGCUCGCCGGCGUGGACGUGGCCCCCUUGGACGUCACCCUCGACCUCCACGGCACCCACCGCGGCGGGAGCGGAGACCGUUUCGGCAGGAAGGCCGCUGCCCUAGAGGUGGACAGAAGGCGGGGCGCGGUCGUCGUGAACGCGGAGCUGGCCGCAUCUUCACGAGUCUGGGUGGCCGGCGACGCGGCCUGCUUCCCUUCCCAGGCGCACGGCGGGCGGCGCCUCGUGAUCCGAUCGGCCGACCACGCUCUCCACAGCGGGAGACUCGCCGGGGAGAACAUGGCAGUGGCGUCGGGGGCUGCGAGGGAUGGGGUUGGGGGGAAUGAGGGGGGUCGGAGAUAUCACCACACCCCAGCGUUUGUCGGGGAGGCGCCCUUGGCGGGGGUUAGGAUCGCCAUGCUCGGGGAGUGCGACGCGUCUAUGCCGACUCAUGGCUUCUGGUGGACCAACAGUGCGACCGGGCUAUCAAGGAAAACCACGGUCGCCCACGGCGGCGGCAGCAAACGGCGUGACGCCUCAAGCAGGCGUCGCACGUUCACCAAACGCAGCACGCGAGGUGGCGCCACCGGAACACAACGACGCGCCACCGACCACCAGGAGGACGGGCACCAAGAGGAGGAGGAAGAGGACGAGCACGGCGGGGUCACCCUGGUGAGCCGCAGCACAGCGCGUAAGGAGUUCACCCCUGUGUUUGGAACCGGCGUUGUCUUCUAUUGCAGAGGUUCGGAGGUCAAGGGGGCGAUGCUCUGGGGAUUCCCUGGCGAAGCGACGGCGGCUGCGGCGGCAAUGGGUGGACCGGCGGCAGCACCGGGCGUUUUCGUGGAAGGAGGGGUCAGGGAAGGCGGAGGUUCGCCGACACCGGCGGCGAAUGCGGCCGCGGGAAUCUCGGCCCGCGCUCUCGAUCUGCUGAGGACGAUCAUGGAGCGGAGCUCCAACAUGGAGGCGGACUUGUCCGACGAGAGAGUGAUGCAGGCGUGGCUUCAGGGAUUGUCGGACGCGGCCAGGGUGGUCGCGCAGGAGACCGGCGUCGGACACCUUGCCCCCAUGAGAAGGUCUGUGGCAGGCAGAGUCACCUCGUCUACUCGGAGACCGCCCGGUACGAGGGACGAGUUGAUGUACCAGAACACCUCCAAGACCAGCAGCGAGCAGCGCCGCCUGAGGGCUGCCUACGCGGCGCGAAUCAGGGGCGUGUCGCCGGCAGAUUUGCCACACUAUGGAGCCAGCGGGGCGGAGGCCGAGUUCGACCCAGACAUGAUGGGCUUCUUGUCGCACGGUGAUGUCGACGGAGGCUUUUUUGACGCCGGGGGGAGGGAAGCCGACUCCAGUCCUUGACCCUCGAUCGACUGCUGCUGUCGAUCCAGUACCACCUUGGAAGCACAAGCAGUACAACGCGCAUUGGCUUUUCUGCUCGUGUGCAGCGGUGGUCAUUCUGCAACACCCUUGUCUUGUUGUCGAUUUUUUUUUUUUCUUUUGAUUGCGUCGAUUCUGGAAGUCUGGGUGGUCUGAACGCUGCUGGGUGUGUGCGCACAAGCCAGUAUCACACCGCAGGAGUCCUGUUUACGGCCGACUAGUUCAUAUUCUGCUUCAGAACCCUCCCCGGAGUUGUCGAAUGAGUUGCUCUAGCGUGUCUCAAGCAGGACAGAAAUUGUGGAAGGACGUAAAGGCUGUGAAGUUGGGAUUUUCGCCGGAGAUGGUAUCAAGUUUCGGGGUGUAGUCUUUGCGGUGCAGGUGAUUUCUCGCCUAGCUGUGUUGUUGUGCGACACCUUUUGCUGCCUCGCAAACGGAAGCGAUACGCGCGUUGCUCCUCGAUCAGUAGCUGGCAUGACGUACCCACCUGGUCAGCAGCCACUUUGCGUUGCAACUCAGCCUGCGUUGACGGGCACAGGCCUUGUACCCCCUGUUCGCAUCGUGCGACAACGGUUUUUCUGUCAUGGCUCCAUCGUAAACAUCGUAUGUGUACAUGGGUUUGGCCAUUGUGCGGGGCCCCUUGGAUGGCCUCCCUUCCCCUGACCAAUGAAUUUGGUAGGGCCAGAUUUAGGGUAUUAGGGUGAGGGUGACGUGAUGGAGGAGGUUAGGAUUGACCAUGCUUCAUUGAGUUGUAAAUGCGCUCUUCGCCGUUUUCGAAUCCAAACUACCAUGCCCAUGAAUCGAACGCUCAUCCUGGCCAGGUUUUGUCACAGCUCGCUUACCCUCAACUUUAACACAAACAUUAAUCCGUAUGUCUGUUUCUGGUUUCUGGUUCUGAAGAAGCGCUGCGCCCCGUAGUUCAUUCUAUGUUUUUCU